Brassica napus (rape) is the source of this 2887-nucleotide messenger RNA. Its product is annotated as protein DNA-DAMAGE INDUCIBLE 1. The transcript is spliced from 15 exons. The coding region runs from base 1415 to 2638 and encodes 407 amino acids. Lineage: Eukaryota; Viridiplantae; Streptophyta; Magnoliopsida; Brassicales; Brassicaceae. Gene Ontology annotation, molecular function: protein binding; aspartic-type endopeptidase activity. The record is from RefSeq and is a predicted model, not a curated record. Gene Ontology annotation, biological process: proteolysis.
GCAAGAAAACAAGGCGUAACGUCCCCACGCACAAUUGCUACGUCUCUCUCGCUCAACGUUUCUAGCCAACACCACCAACAAACUCUCUCUCUCUCUCAUCUUAUAUCAUUAGUGUUGUUCAACCUAAAUCGAAGACGAAUCUCCGGUGACAGAUUUGCGGAAGAGAUGUGUUGUGGACGGAUAUGCAUGCUGUGCACGUGUUUGGUUCUGGUGGUGAUCACGAUUGGUUUUCUAUUCGGGUUCGGAGUUUUCAAGGACGGUUUCCACAAGAUCCACGAUUCCGGUAAACUCGAAUGCGAUCCCAGAUUCGGCUGCGGCGGAGGCGUUGGCGUUGGCCGUCGCGGUUACGGCUUCCCCGGUAAUAACUAGCUAGCCAAGCUGCAUGGUCCGAUCGAAUCUUUCGAAUCGACGGCGUUGUGUGUUGGAUUCUGAUAUAUCGAAUCUUCUGGUUUUGUUUUUCUUACGUUUCUCUCCAUAAUAUUUGAUUCCUUUGUGCAUUAUAGUGUUUCGUUAAUCAGAUUUGAUUUUAUUUUAGCUACAUCCGUAACGUCUCUAAUUCGCAAUUUCAUCAUUCUUUUUAUGUUAAUGCAAUUUUCGCAGCUUUUGAGCAUAAAGUUAAAACCUAUAAGCGUUAGGCUAUUAAAUAAUAAUAAAAAACAAUAAACAUAUAAAAUUUUAAAUAUUCUUAUUCUUAUCUCCACUAAAGUAAAAGAUUCUCGAUGACUACAAAAAGUAAAAUUCUCGCAACAGGUAAACCACUUCUUCACAGGUGACACAGAUUAUAUUUUUAUUUUAGGUGUGUCUGCGGAGUGGUUAAGGGAUCCUAGUGGUUAAUUACUUUUAAAGAGUUUGUUAAAUUUGUUUAUUGGUAAUAAAUUGAUUAUCUCGAAUGAUAUUUGGAAAACUUUAUGGACAAUUUUCUCAAAUAGAUUUUUUUAAGUUUUUAUCACAAAAAUGGAUCCCAAAAACUAAAAUGACAAUAAUAACAUUUUUUGUUUUGAAUUUUUUUUUUUUUUAAAUAUUGAAAUCCUAUUUCCAAAACCUCAAUUCUCGGCUCUAUUUUAUUUUUAAUUACUUUUAAAGAGUUUGUUAAAUUUGUUUAUUGAUAAUAAAUUGAUUCUCGAAUAAUAUUUGGAAAACUAUAUUUUCAAAUGAAUUGCCAAACAAAAAAAAAAAGCUAUAAACGGUCGGGCGGGUAAAUCCAAGUCCAACUAACAAAUUAAAACGACUCAGGGGUACUUUCGGGAUUCUCCCAACUUCGGGUAGAGCCUCUUGCUUAAAAAGCGGGUUUAGGGUCAGUGUUUUGACUUCCUUCAUAAGACAAAAGCGUUAAUAUAACAACAAAGGUAAGGAAAGCCAACUAGUGAAGCCAGAGAGAUACCAACAAAGCAGGAGAAGGAGAACGAUUCACAAGAUGAGGAUCACUGUGAUGACCGCCGGCGAACAAAUCAUCACCCUUGACGUCGAUUCACACGAAACCGUUGAGAAUGUUAAAGCCUUGCUCGAGGUUGAGGCGAAUGUUCCGAUUCAGCAGCAGCAGCUCUUGUACAAUGGCAAUGAGAUGAGGAACUCUGAUAAAUUGAGUGCAUUGGGUGUUAAAGAUGAUGAUUUGUUGAUGAUGAUGGUUUCCAAUGCCUCAUCUGGUAGUGUGGGAGGGAGUGAUUUGGGUAUGAAUCCUGAUGGGUCAGCUUCGAACCCUGCAGCUUUUCAGCAGCAUAUUCGGGGUGAUGCUAAUAUUAUGGGACAGUUGUUCCAGACUGAUCCUGAGCUUGCACAAGUGAUUUCUGGAAGCGAUUUAAAUAAGUUACAGGAUGUUUUGCGUUCACGGCAUCAACAGCGAUCUGUAGCGCAGCGUCAGAAGGAGGAGGAACUUGCCCUAUUGUAUGCAGAUCCUUUUGAUGUUGAAGCACAGAAGAAAAUCGAAGCUGCAAUUCGGCAGAAAGGAAUUGAUGAGAACUGGGAAGCUGCCCUUGAACAUAACCCCGAAGGUUUUGCUCGGGUGAUAAUGCUGUAUGUGGAUAUGGAGGUCAAUGGUAUACCUCUACAGGCUUUUGUUGAUAGUGGUGCUCAAUCAACAAUCAUAUCCAAGAGUUGUGCUGAGAGAUGCGGAUUGCUGAGACUGAUGGAUCAACGGUAUAAAGGUAUUGCUCAGGGUGUUGGCCAAACAGAGAUAUUAGGCCGUAUUCAUGUCGCUCCAAUCAAGAUUGGAAAAAACUUUUACCCGUGUUCAUUCAUAGUGCUGGAUUCACCUAACAUGGAGUUCCUUUUUGGCCUGGAUAUGCUGCGUAAGCAUCAGUGCACUAUUGAUUUGAAGGAUAACGUCCUGACUGUUGGAGGAGGAGAGGUCUCAGUUCCCUUUUUGCAAGAGAAAGACCUCCCUUCUCGAUUCCUGGAUGAAGGUGGUGUCCCGAAUCAAGCAUCUAGCUCUGGAGCAGCAGUUCCUUCUGGGUUUACAGAGAAGAAGAGUAACACAGUUGCAAGCCCAGCGAGUCAACCUUCAAGAUCAGAGGGACCUGAGUUUGAAGCGAAGAUUGCAAAGCUUGUUGAGUUAGGAUUCUCCAGAGAAGCAGUAGUGCAAGCUCUGAGAUUGUUUGAAGGAAACGAAGAACAAGCUGCUGGGUUUCUCUUUGGUGGAUGAAGAUAGAUCAAAAAUAAAAUUGUCCCAUUUACCAAAAAGGCCAACAAACUGUGAUUUAAAAAGAGACUCUUUUCCAUCUGCCUUUAUUUAUUAUUUGUAUUUUAUUAGCUCUUCUUUACAAAACAUAGCACUGGUGCAACUGCGAGAGACCAUGUCCUCAUGACUUCUCUGAGACCAUGUCUCCAUGACAAUGCUGUUGCGUAAGCAGACAAAGGUUUUCGUAGAAACGGAAUUAUUUAUCUCUCUCUA